This is a messenger RNA of Colletotrichum orchidophilum, 1707 nucleotides long. RefSeq names its product major facilitator superfamily transporter. The coding region runs from base 1 to 1707 and encodes 568 amino acids. Gene Ontology annotation, molecular function: transmembrane transporter activity. Lineage: Eukaryota; Fungi; Ascomycota; Sordariomycetes; Glomerellales; Glomerellaceae. The record is from RefSeq and is a predicted model, not a curated record. The transcript is spliced from 2 exons. Gene Ontology annotation, biological process: transmembrane transport.
AUGGGCUCCAAACACCCCGAUGAGAAGCUCGGCGGCGACACCACAUCAGCCGAUCCCUCGAUUUCUACCGAGAAACAUCACGCCCACGAUGACACAAAGAUGGCUGAGACCUACGACAAGCAGGCGCCGUCGCACACAUCCGGGGACGACGAGGUUAUCUACCCAUCCGGCCUGAAAGUUGUCCUCAUUCUCAUCUCCCUCUGCCUCGCCGUCUUCCUCGUCGCUCUCGAUCAGACCAUCAUUGCCCCGGCCCUAGGCACAAUCACGGCAGAGUUUGGCAGCGUCAAGGACAUUGGCUGGUAUGGCGCCUCCUACCUUUUGACGACGACGGCCCUGCAACCAAUGUACGGCACCAUCUACAAGCUCUUCAGCAUCAAGUACGCCUACCUCACCGCGAUCGCCAUCUUUGAGAUUGGUUCCCUCGUGUGCGCUCUCGCGCCAAACUCCACCGCCUUCAUCGUCGGCCGCGCCAUCGCUGGUAUCGGUACCGCGGGUCUGUUCUCGGGCUCCAUCGUCAUCCUCAGCUACACGAUGCCUCUCGAGAAGCGACCUCUGGCAUUCGGUCUUAUUGGGGGAAUGUGGGGUGUUGCGUCGGUUGCUGGGCCUCUGUUGGGAGGUGUAUUCACGGAGAAGGCUACCUGGCGGUGGUGCUUCUACAUCAACCUUCCCAUCGGCGGCAUCGCCAUGGCUUUCAUCUUUUUCCUCCUCACAAUCAGCAGAAAGAACAACCCGACCGGAGAGUCCCUCGUGCAGCGCAUUCUGCAACUUGAUCUCAUCGGGACCGCCGUCUUCCUUCCCGCCAUUGUGUGCCUCAUUCUCGCUCUCCAGUGGGGUGGUGCCGAGUAUCCCUGGAACAGCUCCAAGAUCAUUGGGCUGUUUGUCGGGUUCGCGCUCAUGAUUAUCCUCUUCAUCGGCAUCCAGCUGUGGCAAGGCGACAAGGGAACGCUGCCUCCCAAACUGUUCAAGAAUCGCAAUGUCGUUUGCGCUAUGCUGUUUGCCUGCUUUUUUGGCGCCGCCUUCUUCCCGCUCCUCUACUACCUUUCCCUCUACUUCCAAGCAAUCCAGGGGGUCAGUGCCGUCCAGGCUGGCAUCAAAAUUCUGCCCCUCCUCCUGGCAACCGUUGUCGCGUCCAUCGUCACCGGCGCCCUGAUCUCCGUCGUCGGCUAUUACAGCGCCAUCAUCCUGCCAUCCCUGAUCCUGUUCUCUGUCGGCUCCGGCAUGAUUACGACCUUUGCCGUGGACACGCCCAUGCGCGAGUGGUUCGGCUACCAGGUCCUCGCAGGACUCGGCAUCGGCGCGGGUUUCCAGAUUGGCGUGCUCGUCGUCCAGACGGUCUUGCCCCAGGAAGAAGUCCCCGUUGCGACGGCCUGCGUGCAGUUCUUCCAGUCCUUUGGCGGUGCCAUCAUGAUUGCCGUUGCCCAGACCUUGUUCCAGGCGGGCCUCAUUGACGGAGUCAACAAGAAUGCCCCGGAGAUCAACCCGCAGAUCUUCAUUAAUGCCGGCGCUGACCAGGUCCGCUCCAUCUUGACGCAGAUGGGACGUGCCGACCUCAUCCCCGUUGUGCUUGAGUCCUACAUGGUUGGACUCAGACACACCUUUUAUGUCACAGUCGCCUGCGCGUGCGCUGCUUUUGUCGCAUGCCUGGGCCUGCAAUGGAAGAGCGUCAAGAAGGAGGGCAAGGGUGGUGCUGCGGCUGUUGCUGUGUAG